AUGCUGUCCCAUUGUUACAACUACCUGUUGCGCGCUCUCGAAAACCUGUCGACUCGACUCUCUACGGACGCACCCGAACUUCCUCCUUGGCUGAGCGUUACGCCCGAAUCGAUCUUCAUGGUGUUGCGAACGCUCGAGCUCCGGCUGGAAACAAAGAAGUCGACCAAGCCCACAAUGUCGGGCCACGCCCGCCAGAGGUUUCGCGCAAACCCACUCACACCGUUCAGCGGUAUACCCGGGGUGGUCGAGAACUUGCGGUCGCGCGUGGACAUCAGCGUUGCGCAUGAAUUGGAACGCAUCAAGUACAGCUUCCUCCGGCUCACGGACAACGAGGUCGUGCAGAUGGAUGUUGUCCCGCCCGACGUUCCGCGCUCGGCGAGUGCACGCAAGUGGGUGAACGACAACAUCGAGAGGAUCGUCGACGUGGCCGCCACAGCCGGGCACCGCUCCCACUACUCGCUCUCCCGCCAGCUCGACACCCAGGGCGGCGACAUCGUCCGCCGGCGGAUCGAGGGCAUGGGCGUGCGCUUUCUCGGCGGGACCUUCGCCGACGGCCUCGUCGCCGCCGUCGGGAGCCUCCCCGCGCUCCAGGUGCUCGUCGUCAGCGUCCUGUGCUACCUCGUCGCGGACCCCCCGUGCGCGGCCGAGACGUUCAUACGCGCCCUCGACCUGGACGCGUUCACGCGCCGGCUGUGCGGCGCGUGCCCCACCCUGCAGACGCUCGGGGAGCAGUGCACGGAGUUCGAGCUGUAUGCGGACAGGGUAGGAUGGGUAAUCCCGGACCCGGGGGACGAGAUUUCUGCAGAACCGCGCGGCACGGAGUAUGUGGCUGGGGAGGUUAUCAGCGAGGGUGCCGUACACGACGAGUUGCGUUCAGAGUAG
This is a messenger RNA of Epithele typhae, 882 nucleotides long. RefSeq lists its product as uncharacterized. The coding region runs from base 1 to 882 and encodes 293 amino acids. The transcript is spliced from 6 exons. NCBI's taxonomy places the organism in Eukaryota, Fungi, Basidiomycota, Agaricomycetes, Polyporales, Epitheliaceae. The record is from RefSeq and is a predicted model, not a curated record.